GCGGCGGCGGCCACAGCGGCGGCGGCGGCGGCGAUGGGAGAGCGCUGGUGUGCGGCGGUGCUGCGGGUGCUGGUGCUGCAGGCGGCCUGGGCGCUGGCGGGCGGGCAGGUGCGCUACUCGGUGGCGGAGGAAGCCAAGGCCGGCACGGUGGUGGGCCGUCUGGCGCAGGACCUGGGCCUGGAGGCGGGCGAGGCGGAGGCGCGGCGGCUGCGGCUGGUGGCGCAGGGCCGGCGGGCGAGCGUGGAGGUGAGCGGGGCGAGCGGCGCGCUGCUGGUGAGCUCGCGGCUCGACCGGGAGGAGCUGUGCGGCAAGAGCGCGCCGUGCGCGCUGCGCCUGGAGGUGCUGCUGGAGCGGCCGCUGCGCGUCUUCCAUGUGGAGCUGGAGGUCACCGACAUCAACGACAAUGCCCCCAUCUUCCCCGCCGCCCGCAAAAACAUCAGCAUCACUGAACUGACCACUCUGCCGGGGUCUCGUUUCCCUCUGGAGGGCGCGACGGAUGCGGAUAUCGGAGCGAACGCGCAGCUCUCCUACACACUCAGUCCCAGCGAGCAUUUCUCCCUGGAUUUACAAAAAACGGAGGAGGACGGUGAGUCCUUAUUCCUGGUCCUCAGGAAAUCUCUGGACCGCGAGACGAUUCCCGUGCACCGGUUGGUGCUGACAGCGAGUGACGGGGGCCGGCCGUCUCUGACGGGAACAAUGGAGCUGGUGAUCUCGGUGCUGGAUGUGAACGACAACAUGCCCCAGUUCAAUCAGACGGUGUAUAAAGUGCAGCUGCCCGAAAACGCAGAACGCGGCACUUUGGUGAUUAGACUAAAUGCCACGGAUCUGGAUGAGGGGGUGAACAGUAAUAUCUCCUAUUCGCUCCAGACCCUGUCCCCGCAGAAUGGAAGAGACGUUUUCCGAAUUGACAAAAAUAGCGGAGAGAUCCAUCUUACGGGUGACUUAGACUUCGAGGAUGUUAGUCUCUACCGCCUGCAAGUGGACGCAACAGACAAGGGAACGCCCCCGCUGUCGGGUCACUGCAAGGUGGUGCUGGAGGUGCUGGACGUGAACGACAACGCGCCGGAGGUGUGGGUGACGUCGCUGUCGGUGCCGGUGGCGGAGGACGCGUCGGUGGGGACGGUGGUGGCCCUGCUGAGCGUGUCGGACCGGGACUCGGGGGAGAACGGGCGCGUGCGGUGCUGGGUGUGGCCGGCGUCGCCGUUCGGUCUGGAGGCGACGUUCGCGGGCUCGUACUCGCUGGUGCUGCGCGAGGCGCUGGACCGGGAGCGGGUGUCGGAGUACGAGGUGGAGGUGCGUGCGGAGGACGGCGGGGCGCCGGCGCUGCGCGCCAGCCGCGGGCUGCGGGUGCCGGUGUCGGACGUGAACGACAACGCGCCCGCGUUCGCGCAGGCCGUGUACACGGUGCUGGCGCGGGAGAACAACGCGGCGGGCGCGGAGCUGGCGCGGCUGUGGGCGCGGGACCCGGACGAGGCGGGCAACGGGCGCGUCAGCUACUCGGUGUGGGAGGGCGGCGCGGGCGGCGGCGGCUGGCGGGCGGCGUCGAGCUACGUGUCGGUGGACGCGGAGAGCGGGCGUCUGUGGGCGCUGCGGCCCCUGGACUACGAGGAGCUGCAGGUGCUGCAGUUCGAGGUGCGCGCGGUGGACGCGGGGGAGCCGCCGCUGUGCGGCAACGCCACGGUGCAGCUCUUCGUGCUGGACGAGAACGACAACGCGCCGGCGCUGCUGCCGCCCGCGGGCUCGGCACCGGAGGCGGGCGGCGUGGCGGCAGCGGAGGCGGCGGCGGCGGCGGGCGCGGGCUCGGAGUCGGGCACGCUGUGGGCGUGGGCGGCGUGGGGGGCGCCGGCGGGGCAGGUGGUGGCGAAGAUCCGCGCCGUGGACGCCGACUCGGGCUACAACGCGUGGCUGCGCUACGAGCUGUGGGAGCCGCGGGGCAAGGGCCCGUUCCGCGUGGGGCUCUACAGCGGCGAGGUGAGCACGGCGCGGGCGCUGGACGAGGCGGACGGGCCUCGCCAGAGGCUGCUGAUCGUCGUGCGCGACCACGGCGAGCCGGCGCGCUCGGCCACGGCCACGCUCAGCGUGUCGCUGGUCGAGGCCGCCGAGGCGGCGGCGGCCGCGGCCGCGGGAUCCUCGUCGUCGUCGUCGUCGUCGUCGGUGUCGCGGUCGGCGCUGGGCGUGGAGCUCGGCCCCGGCGCGGCGAGCGCGGCGACCAACGUGUGGCUGGUGGUGGCCAUCUGCGCGGUGUCGAGCCUCUUCCUGCUGGCCGUGGUGCUGUACGGGGCGUCGCGCUGGGCGCCGCGGGCGGCCGUGCUCUCGGGGCCCGGGCCCACGACGCUCGUGUGCGCCAGCGAAGUGGGCAGCUGGUCGUACUCGCAGCGCCACAGCCGCAGCCUGUGCGUGGCGGACGGCGCGGCCAAGAGCGACCUCAUGGUUUUCAGCCCCAACUUCCCUCCGCCGCCGCCCGGCCCCGCGCCCAAGGACACGCAGCCGGAGCCCUCCGCUCUCCUCGACACGGUCAGUGGUCCUUCCUUCAUUCCCUUCUCUGCUCCUUUUCAUCCGCCCUCUUGAGAAGCUGCUCUUUGAAGCCGGGCUCAGUUCCCACGGCUUACGGACGUUGGGUACUUAGCGGGUCCUUAAGGAUGCCAAAGGCACAUUUGCAUCUGUCACCACGACCUUGCUGGAGCCCCCGGCUCUUUCUGAGAG
This is a messenger RNA of Vidua chalybeata, 2703 nucleotides long. Its product is annotated as protocadherin alpha-6-like. Lineage: Eukaryota; Metazoa; Chordata; Aves; Passeriformes; Viduidae. Gene Ontology annotation, molecular function: calcium ion binding. Gene Ontology annotation, cellular component: plasma membrane. The coding region runs from base 34 to 2568 and encodes 844 amino acids. Gene Ontology annotation, biological process: homophilic cell-cell adhesion. The record is from RefSeq and is a predicted model, not a curated record. The transcript has a single exon.